Molecule: messenger RNA, 1060 nt
Organism: Colletes gigas
Lineage: Eukaryota; Metazoa; Arthropoda; Insecta; Hymenoptera; Colletidae
Exons: 5
Coding region: 214-927 (237 amino acids)
Source: RefSeq, a predicted model, not a curated record
CGGGGGCACACGAGCGUCGAAACAACGUGCGUUUUUAUGCCCUUCCUUGUCUUACAAUUGAAAAGACAUAGGAACGCCGAUCUUGUCUGUCUUCGUUGUUUUCAAUUGCUAGACAAAGAAGAACAUAGAAACGCACGUCGAUUCGACGCUCGAGUGCCCCCGGCCUAAAGGUGCUUGUGAACUUGGAAAGUAUACUUUAGUUUUGAUGUGAAAAUGAUGGAAGAAUUUUGUUGUGAUAUUGUACAUGCCCUUCAAAAUAGAGACUUCGAUGUGUUACAAAAGUAUUAUUACAACAUUCGUGAAAAAAUUGACGCCAAAGUUGAAGAGGCAAUUGCUUAUGAAAUUGAAUGUAGAGAGAAAAGGACAUUGAGGGUUAAUAAAAUAUUAGAAUUGCAACAAGAGUUUGAGAACCUGAAAUCUGAAAUAGAUAUGACAAAGUUACAACAGAAAGUAGUGGAUAAAAAAAUUCUGAAUGCAAUUAAGCAACAAGAAAAAUUACAGGAAGAAAUUGACGAACAAAAGUCAAAAAGAGAUAGAUUGGUUAUUGAAAUGAUUGACUUACAACAAGAGGCUGCAAAAAGGAAGGAGAAUAAGAUAUCUACUUGGGACGCUAUUAAACGUGCCAGUUAUAUUUAUAAACAAUAUUUGGACUUUCAUAUACAAUUAUUGGAUAGAAAAGAAUGUGUCCGUAUAAAAGUUUCAUUUUUUGUAACUAACGCUAAUACUGAAAACAAAUAUUUUGUGCACUUAUGUAAUUUUGAUGGUCAGUGGAAAGUGGAACAAAUUCAACCGGCGCUUAACUCAGAGAAUUUAAACGAUUUCAAAGGCAUCGUUGAUCUUGUGAAAAAUUCAGAAAUUUCAGAUGUUACUGCAUUUCUGUGUAAAUUGAGGCAUAUUUUUUCUAAAUAUUAUUUGAAUAUGAAAUAACAGUAAGGAAUACUUUAAAUAUUAAUUGCAACAUUAUUAUUAUAAGCGAUCAGCAGUAGGGGAAAUAUAUAAUUUUACAGUUAGGAUCAUUCGUUAUAAUAUUAAAGCCUUUAUUAAUAAAAACUAAUAUAUC